GGACUUACCGUUGCGUCUUGCUCCCACCUCUACGUUUCUCCUCGUGCCCCUCUUCCACCACCCGCCCUGCCCUUCUUUCUCCGACUGGCCUUCGUUCUUCCUCCGCCUCCUCGCAACAGCUACCUGAAGAACCCUGCUCCUGUGGUUUUCGAUUCACAAAUGCGUUUUUCUCUUCUUUUCGGCUUACUGUUUAUCGCUUGAUAUCUGUUUGCAGGGUGCCAAGAAGAACUUCUGCUCAUCUUGGCGCUGCCUGCAAUCUUCGGCGAAGAAUCUUUGGGUGCUGUUGUUCUUUUUUCGUGAUAUAUGGGGAUAUCGUCUGACAACGUAAAAGGCCUUGUUCUCGCUGUGUCUUCGAGCGUUUUCAUUGGGUCUAGCUUCAUUAUCAAAAAGAAGGGUCUCCAAAGGGCUGGGAAUACGGGGAACAGAGCAGCCUCUGGAGGCCAUGCAUACCUGUAUGAACCAUGGUGGUGGAUGGGAAUGAUCACAAUGAUAUUUGGGGAAAUCGCCAACUUUGCGGCUUAUGCAUUUGCUCCUGCUAUACUUGUAACUCCUUUAGGAGCUUUAAGCAUCAUUUUCAGUGCAGUGCUAGCUCAUUUUAUCCUCCGUGAGAAAUUGCACGUGUUUGGUCAGCUUGGAUGUGCUCUGUGUAUGGUGGGCUCUACAACUAUUGUUUUGCAUGCACCGCAUGAGAGAAACAUUCAUUCUGUUAAGGAAGUGUGGGAACUCGCCACAGAACCAGGCUUUCUUGUGUACACUAUUGCUGUUGUGAUUGCUGUUUGUGUUCUUAUUUUCUGGUAUGUGCCACGUCAUGGGCAGACGCAUAUGAUCAUCUAUGUCGGAAUAUGUUCUCUCGUCGGCUCUCUUACGGUUAUGGGCGUGAAAGCUGUAGGAAUAGCGCUGAAGCUUUCAUUUGAAGGGAUGAAUCAAUUCAAAUACUUUGAGACCUGGUUUUUCACCUUGCUUGUGAUAGGAUGUUGUCUUUUGCAGAUUAAUUACUUGAACAAGGCUUUGGACACCUUCAACACAGCUGUCGUAUCACCAGUUUACUACGUGAUGUUUACAACAUUUACUAUACUAGCCAGCGUAAUCAUGUUCAAGGAGUGGGACUCACAAAAUGCAUCUCAGAUAGCAACAGAGUUGUGUGGCUUUGUGACAAUAUUAGGGGGCACCUUCCUUCUUCACAAAACCAAAGACAUGGGGUCCAAACCCACGGAACCCAGUACUCCUAAUGAAAGUCCUGCCAUCUCGUACGAAUCUUUCACACGAGCUUAGAUAGCCUGAGAGAGUUUUUGAGCCAGUCUUUGUUUCUCAUGGACCAGCAGCAGAAGCUAGUGUUAUAGAAAGGACAUCUGAUGAAAGGUUUUAUUAAAAAGAAUUGAAACCGCAGGGCCAGAGUGGCGGGACAAGAGAGAGAGCACCUUGUUCUCUCUAUCUCCCUCUCUCUCUCUAAAAAUGAACAGGGAAAGAGACAUCUUUCGUGUUCUUGUACAAGACUUCAGCAGCAACUGUCUCACAAAUGUCUUUAGGGAUGUUGAUCACAACAUGUCAUUUAGCUCUCCUCUAGUCCUCUUUGUGUCUUUUCUCAUUAUUCUUCGUUUUCUCGAGGGAUUUGAACUGAAACUGGCACGUGCGCGAAGGGCUGUUUUUUUUUUUUUAAUAAUUAUUUAAAGAAACAAAGAAGCCGAUGCAGCGCAGCAAAGGGCUUCAUUUUCA
Molecule: messenger RNA, 1713 nt
Organism: Neltuma alba
Lineage: Eukaryota; Viridiplantae; Streptophyta; Magnoliopsida; Fabales; Fabaceae
Product: probable magnesium transporter NIPA2
Exons: 9
Coding region: 304-1272 (322 amino acids)
Biological process (GO): magnesium ion transport
Cellular component (GO): membrane
Molecular function (GO): magnesium ion transmembrane transporter activity
Source: RefSeq, a predicted model, not a curated record